AUGGCGAAGGAUUCGCGUGACACGGCAAAGGCCAUGGACGACCUGCGCCGCGAAUUAAGAAAAGAGCUCCGAGAGAUUAAGGACAGUUUGAAAGAAGUAAAGGACCUCAAAGAGGGCCUUAGUCAGAUACUGAAAGAAAACGAGGAGCUAAAAGUGGAAAAUGCCAAACUGCGGAGCAGGGUCGAAGAGGUCGAGCAGUACCAGCGUUCCAAUAACUUUGAAAUCAAGGGCGUUCCUGCUGAUAUAAAACCAUUCGAGGCUGUUAAGAAAAUUGGAGUUAUUGUGCAUGAAGAAAUUUCUGAGGAUGAUGUUGACACAUGCCAUAGAGUGCCCACUUCUCGGCAUGAUGUAAGCAACAUAGUUGUUCGCUUUGUGAGAAUAACUAAACGGAAUGCCUUGCUAAGCAAGGCAAAGAAAGCUAAAAUCGACAGUGGGGUACUGGGAAGUCAAGUGUCAUCCCCAGUGUACGUUAAUGAACACCUGACAAGGAAUGGCAAACGACUGCUUGGUGCCACAAUACAACGUAAAAGGGAGAUGAAGUGGAAGUUUGUCUGGACAACAAAUGGGAAGGUAUUCGCCCGUCGAAACGAAAGUUCGCAGGUGCUCAGAAUAGCCACUACCAACGAUCUAAGUAAAAUGACAGCAGAGGCUGUCAGUGACAGUACAUCUGUCGCAGAUUAA
Messenger RNA from Rhipicephalus microplus (southern cattle tick), 681 nucleotides. RefSeq lists its product as uncharacterized. Lineage: Eukaryota; Metazoa; Arthropoda; Arachnida; Ixodida; Ixodidae. The record is from RefSeq and is a predicted model, not a curated record.